AUGAGUGCCAUCGCCGUUAUUGCUAUAGAUUGCCUCAAGAAACUUAAAAGCCUUAUCUCAUCUGAUAAAUUGGCGCAGUAUGACUCCGAGGUCCGGCAUGCGAGAUGGAAAGAUGAGCUUGGACGCCUACGCGUAUGGGCUGCAAAUAUUGGCGCCCACCAGACAGGAAAUUUAUCACUCGAUCAUCGGCUCCGUGAGGCAACGCAUAUCAGGGAUCAAACCAUGCGGGUUCUCCAAAGAUUAAAGAGGGUCUUGGAAGACUUGCAGGACACCACUGAAGAUCUACUUGGUUCCGAUGACAUUUCGCCAUCAGAUGAUGAAUGCACAGAGACAGAAAUCCAGUCGGACUAUAAUGCACUCUGCGACACAAUCAACAAUUUGUUCCAAAUUUCGAUGGCAAUCCGAAGACCCGCACCCCACGAUCGGCUCGCGGGGACAAAGAGGAUAGAUGCCAUAGGCUUUGAACCGUUCGAUAAGCAGCAUACCGCCAACAAAUAUCCGGAUGCAGAUCCUGAGAUUCAAGACCGUCUUGGCUUGGCGAUUUCUCAGCGUCGGGCUAUACUUCGCUAUCGUGAAAGACAUUCGAAAAAGCUUGGUCAAGGUCUUAACAUCCGCAGCAGGAAGUAG
This is a messenger RNA of Aspergillus melleus, 627 nucleotides long. RefSeq lists its product as uncharacterized. The record is from RefSeq and is a predicted model, not a curated record. Lineage: Eukaryota; Fungi; Ascomycota; Eurotiomycetes; Eurotiales; Aspergillaceae. The coding region runs from base 1 to 627 and encodes 208 amino acids. The transcript has 3 exons.